Molecule: messenger RNA, 1213 nt
Organism: Leguminivora glycinivorella
Lineage: Eukaryota; Metazoa; Arthropoda; Insecta; Lepidoptera; Tortricidae
Exons: 5
Coding region: 8-907 (299 amino acids)
Source: RefSeq, a predicted model, not a curated record
UACAAGGAUGGGGCUGCUUCGCUUAGCUUCGUUCGUGAUCUUGACCGCGCACCUUUUUGGAGUGCAUGGAUAUCUCCCGGAGUUACGUAGGAACAGACUCAGAACAGGCGACGACAAAGAACUCCCAGAUGCAAGACUCAUCGACUGUGUCAGGGGAAAGAUGAUAUUAUCUGACUUCCAUGCAACGCACACAUACACUCCGACCCAGGCACUAGUGAGAGAGAAUUUCUUCGGACGCUUCGCGUUUACGUCGCACGGCGUUCAACCUGGCGUCCUGCGCGACGGCGGUAUUGGGAGGUUCUCGAUUGUCAAAUUGAAUCAUGGCGUAUUAUUCGGAAAGACUGCAUUCGCGCUGCAGCCGUCCGCAGUUGGUGAAUACGCGUAUUGGAUGCCGCAGGGUCAGCAUAUCGAUGUGCCAAAACACCCCAGCGCCAACCAGCCACACUUCAUUUUUACACCGGAUUUCAGUGGCUGCUCCUGGACCGUGACUCCAAUGUCUAACGGCAUGAUGAGAGUAAAACACGUCGAAGGCGGUCACGAAGACGGCCAGUUCAACAAUCUUCCUACUGAGGCUAAAGGUGGCACUACAUCGUACGCCAUGCAGUUCCGAGACUAUGGAUACGUGUUCGUGAAUGGACAGCUGAUCAAGCAUUCGACGGCGUAUGCUUACAUGCAUUAUAGCACCAGCACUAGGGCAUGGACAUUACACGUGCAACACCAGACAUGCGCACCGCGACCCGGCAACCCCACGUACGUGGACGGAAAGAUCACCGCCAUGAAGAUGAACUACUUCCAACACGAAUCUUGGCAACCGAUAACGGGUACAGACUUCUGGAGAAUACCCACUGGUCGUGCUCACGAUUAUUUUGAAGCACGCCGACGUCAUCUAAAUAACCACCGUCAUUAAAAAUGUCUGGCACACAGAACACCACAACUAUGUAAUGUACCUACAGGUACUUCUUCUUUAGUGCAUCACCCUUGACACAGUGUGGUUAUAUUCAGCGUGAUGUGUCCUGAGUGACACGUAAGUGAUUUUAGAUAUGUGUAAUUGUGUACAAAAUGCGAGAUCUUCAUUUAUGCUGUUUCGUUUCUUUUUUAGGGUUCCGUAGUCAACUAGGAACCGUUAUAGUUUCGCCAUGUCUGUCUGUCCGUCCGCGGAUAAUCUCAGUAACCGUAAGCACUAGAAAACUGAAAUUUGAUACCAAUAUGUAUA